Molecule: messenger RNA, 630 nt
Organism: Musa acuminata subsp. malaccensis (wild Malaysian banana)
Lineage: Eukaryota; Viridiplantae; Streptophyta; Magnoliopsida; Zingiberales; Musaceae
Source: RefSeq, a predicted model, not a curated record
AUGGAGAGGGAGGCACUGUUGGACUUCAAAGCCGGCAUCCACGACACCCAUAACCGGCUAUCUUCUUGGGUAGGCCAAGACUGCUGCGCAUGGGAGGGGGUCAUCUGUGGUGCCACCACUGGCCACGUCGUCAUGCUCGACCUCCGGAAUACGUUUGAUCGGGCAUUACGCGGUGAGAGGAUGAUGAACUCGUCAUUGCUUGCUUUAUCACAUCUGGAGCACUUGGAUCUUAGCUUCAAUAAUUUCAGCGGGAUCCGCAUACCGGAAUUCAUCGGCUCCUUCAAGAAACUGAGAUACCUCAAUCUAUCUUCUACAAACUUCAUGGGAGGAAUACCUGCCCGGCUGGGGAACCUUUCGAGCCUCUACGUUCUUGAUCUAAGCGUUGCUUUACAUUUUACAUCCCUUGUUGACAACCUCGACUGGCUCUCCCAUCUCACGUCCUUGAAGUACCUGAACUUGAGCGGGUUAAACCUAACUGAUGUCCCGGAUUGGUUCUCAUCGGUGAACAUGCUGCCAUCCCUCCAAGUGUUAUGUAUGUCUUAUGUUGGUCUCGAUACCAUCCCAGCUUCUGUUGAACCUAACCGAUGUCCCAGAUUGGUUCUCAUCCGUGAACCAAACUCGACUGCCUAA